Molecule: messenger RNA, 634 nt
Organism: Centruroides sculpturatus (bark scorpion)
Lineage: Eukaryota; Metazoa; Arthropoda; Arachnida; Scorpiones; Buthidae
Exons: 3
Coding region: 71-478 (135 amino acids)
Source: RefSeq, a predicted model, not a curated record
UGUAUUCAAAUUUUACAAAUGUCGGUUCAAUCAAGUAUAUACAAAUUGUAGCUCAUUUUAGACAUCGCUGAUGGUUCAAGUUGAUUUACAAACAAAACAAAUUACAGGAGAAGGUACAUCGAAAACUUUUAAAAUUUCGGAACAGAGUGAGAUGCACUCUUCUUCUGAAAUCUCAGCAGCGAGUUCGAUGCGAGAGGAACAUCUUAAAACAUACGAGAAAGAUAAAACUUUGCAAUUUUCUCAAAAAUUAUUUCAAUGUCAUCAAUGUCGCUUUACUACAAACUCCGGGAAACAAUGGUUCCUACAUAAACAGACACACGUCGAUGAAGCCCAUUGCACAUCAAAGGAACAGAAAGAAACAGAUGCAGAAGUGGUCAGAGCAUCCGAAAUCAUCUUGGACAUGAUAAAGAAAAGACUGGAGACGAUAAAAGAUAAAAAGAAAAGUCCUGAUCCCCAUACACCGCCAAGUUCACAAUAACAUGCGAAUAUCUUGUUUUGAAAAAAACACAAUAAAUCCUUUUUGCUUUUUUUUUCAAAAUUGCAAAAAGAGAUUUUCAAACUGGAACACUUUUAUGCGAAAUUCAUACGAUUGGCUUCUAAAUUUUAACUUUUGAAGAAUUAAACUAGUUUCUUG